Messenger RNA from Marmota monax (woodchuck), 1644 nucleotides. Its product is annotated as NXPE family member 1-like. The transcript has 5 exons. The record is from RefSeq and is a predicted model, not a curated record. NCBI's taxonomy places the organism in Eukaryota, Metazoa, Chordata, Mammalia, Rodentia, Sciuridae. The coding region runs from base 1 to 1644 and encodes 547 amino acids.
AUGUCUUCAAACACAAUGCUUCAGAAAAUGCUGCUGGUGUUGAUAUCUCUUUUAGUCAUUGCCUGGAUAAUGUCUACAAUUUCUCAAAACUCCACAAAGCUUUGGUCUGCUAUAUAUGUACCCAUCAGCUUAAGUCCCUGGAAUAUCUCCACAAACUCUUUGUGUUCUGAACUAAAGAUGAGCCCUGUAAAGACACCAACAGAAACUGAGCUGAGAAUAAGGAAGAUUCUAAAAACACUAAACCAGAUGAUCCCGCCCAGACCUUUCACCCAUGUGAACAGCACCACCAGUGCCACACACAGCACAGUCACCAUCCUCAACCCUAGAGACACAUACUGCAGGGGGGACCAGUUGGACAUCCUGCUGGAAGCCAGGGACCACUUGGGACACAGAAAGGAAUAUGGAGGGGACUUUUUGAGGGCCAGGAUGUCCUCCCCAGCCUUGAAGGCAGGCGCCUCAGGAAAGGUGACUGACUUCAACAAUGGCACCUACCUUGUCAGCUUCACUCUGUUCUGGGAGGGCCAAGUCUCCCUGUCUCUCCUGCUCAUCCACCCCAGUGAAGGGGUGUCGGCUCUCUGGAGGGCAAGGAACCAAGGCUAUGAUAAAAUUAUUUUCAAAGGUAAAUUUGUUAAUGGCACCUCCCAAGUCUUCACUGAAUGUGGCCUGACCCUAAACUCUAGCAGUGAACUAUGUACCUACCUGUAUGGGAGAGACCAGGAAGCCUUCUACUGCAUGAAGCCUCACCACAUGCCCUGUGAGGCUUUGACCCAUAUGACCACCAUGAACCGAGAAAUUUCUUAUCUUUCUGUCAAGGAAAAAAGCCUUUUCCAUAAGUCCAAAGUUGGAGUUGAAAUGAUGAAAAACCUUAAAAAUAUUGGUGUCUCCCAUUGCAACAAGAGUGAAAAGAGCACAGAGAAAUGCCAAACUGGAAUGAAGAUUCCCGUCCCUGGUGGAUACACUUUACAAGGAAGGUGGAUGACAACAUUUUGCGACCAGAUUCAACUAGAUACAAAUAAGAUCAAUGGCUGCUUGAAAGGAAAACUCAUUUACCUCCUGGGAGACUCCACGCUGCGUCAGUGGAUCUACUACUUACCCAAAGUAGUAAAAACACUGAAAUUUUUUGAUCUACAUGAGACUGGAAUUUUCAAGAAACAUUUGCUUCUGGAUGCUGAAAGACAUACUCAAAUUCAAUGGAAAAAACAUGGCUAUCCUUUUGUCACUUAUAGUAUCUAUUCCGUGACAGAUGAAGGUUACAUCCCUCGGGAAAUUGACCGGCUAUCAGGGGAUAAAAACACAGCCAUUGUCAUUACCUUUGGCCAGCAUUUCAGACCUUUCCCCAUUGACGUUUUCAUUCGCAGAGCCAUCAGUGUUCAAAAAGCUAUUGAACGACUAUUCCUAAGAAGUCCAGACACUAAAGUGAUCAUUAAGACAGAAAAUAUCAGGGAGAUGCACUUAGAAACAGAGAGGUUUGGAGACUUCCAUGGUUACAUUCAGUAUCUUACCCUGAAUGACAUUUUCAAAGAUCUUAAUGUGGGUGUCAUUGAUGCCUGGGACAUGACCAUUGCAUAUGGCACCAAUAAUGUCCACCCACCUGAUGUUGUGAUUGGAAAUCAGAUUAACAUGUUCUUAAACUACAUUUGCUAA